UUGGAAGAUAGGGGAAAUACGUAAGUACUACCGUUUACAAAUUGAUGAUUGUAAACAGACUAGGCUUUCUUGAACUCUAACAAGUUCUCGCGGCAAAUCCAAAUAUACUCGCGAGCUCGAGCAAAACGGUAAAUUUUCGGAUUAUGGCGUUUCCGCAAUCGCAUCAGCAAGAAUUGGUUGAACUUGCCGAAAUAACGGGUAUUACCGCGGUACCAGGUGUUUUUCGAAUUGUGUUAGAAUUGCUGGCGUUGCAAGUAUCUCCGGAAGAUGUUUAUUCUCUCCUCAAACAAAUUUCAACGAGAGCAUCGAAAUUAUCGAAUCAACAAGUAGGAGAAAAACCACAUUCCUGAUUCAUUCUCAAAAAUUCAAGCGUUUUAUGUCGCACACGUACACGAAGUUAGCAAUUAACGUGGACUCUAUACCACAGUAUAUCUACAGUAUCGUAAAUCAACCGAUUUUGUUGAAGCCAGAAUGGCGUAUGGACUAACUUGAAACGGUUCGCUGAACUACUUUCGCACCAAACUAUCCUAUAUAUCAGAGUACUUACCAUUAAGUAAACAAUACAAAAACAAAGUUAAACAAAGUUGAACAAGUCAUUAAUAUUGUUGUAACGUGAUGACUCAAUAUCCAUCUAUUAAUGUCCGCUUGGCGGUAAAUAGGACAGAUUUUAAUUUAAUGGCAAAUGACGGCAUUCAGGCAAGGUUAUACACUCCUGGUGAGGAGAUAUCAAGUUAUCCGGAUUUUCUGAGAGGUCAUGGAACCUAUGUCGAUGAAGAAAAAACACUGCGUGCAUCAGUUGCUGGUGUUUUGGAGAAGGUGAACAAGCUUAUUUCUAUCAGGCCGCUGAAAGCGCGCUAUCACGGUGAAAUUGGAGAUCUUGUUGUGGGAAGAAUAACUGAAGUACAACAAAAGCGUUGGAAGGUUGAUUUAAAUGCAAAACUUGACGGUGUCUUGCUCUUAUCCAGUGUUAAUUUACCGGGAGGUGAAUUGAGAAGAAGAUCGGCUGAAGAUGAACAGACAAUGCGUAGAUAUCUUCAAGAAGGAGAUCUAGUUUGCGCAGAAGUGCAAUCUAUCUUUGCAGAUGGUUCCCUGUCGUUGCAUACACGAGUGCUAAAAUAUGGAAAACUAUCGCAAGGAAUAAUGUUAAAAGUGCCGCCAAAUCUGAUUCAGCGCAAAAAGACACACUAUCAUAACUUAGAAAAUGGUGCUACUUUGAUACUAGGUUACAAUGGCUACGUGUGGAUCGGUGCGAACAAUCAUAACGUUGACAAAUCCGAAGGCGGUUUCACAGAGGACCUCUCAAGGAUACCACUGGAAAAUCGUGAGGUGUGUGCACGGUUGCGCAAUUGCAUUCUGAUCUUAGCGCAGUGUAACAUAUUGUUGUCUGAUACUUCCGUUUCGUACGCUUACGAAGAAUCUGUCAAAUAUGCGAUACAUGAACUUCUUCAACCAGAACCAAUGGUUGACAUAUCGCUGUUGAUACACCAAAGACUCACGCGAUCCAUGUAAUCUGUGUUAUCAGUAAUCUUAUGCGAUCAAAUUAACGAGAUUUAAUUUAUAUACAUUUAAUAUUGUAAAAGGUCAA
Molecule: messenger RNA, 1585 nt
Organism: Pseudomyrmex gracilis
Lineage: Eukaryota; Metazoa; Arthropoda; Insecta; Hymenoptera; Formicidae
Product: exosome complex component RRP4
Exons: 6
Coding region: 616-1509 (297 amino acids)
Biological process (GO): exonucleolytic trimming to generate mature 3'-end of 5.8S rRNA from tricistronic rRNA transcript (SSU-rRNA, 5.8S rRNA, LSU-rRNA); U4 snRNA 3'-end processing; TRAMP-dependent tRNA surveillance pathway
Cellular component (GO): nuclear exosome (RNase complex); cytoplasmic exosome (RNase complex)
Molecular function (GO): RNA binding
Source: RefSeq, a predicted model, not a curated record